AUGUUGGCCUUGCGGGCUCUGAACCGCCUGCUGGCGCAGCAUAUCAGGCGGCCGGUCGUUGGAUGCCCAUGGCAGCUGUCCCCCGGUUGUGCUUCCUCCCAGGCGUGUUUGAACAACGGCGCAGCCUCAGGGAGCCGUGCCGUUGUUGUUGAGGCUUCCCGAGGCAGCCGUGCCAGGAGGUUGAAAUGCGACAAUGGGGUGGGCGAAGGAUGGGAGUCUGUUGACUACCACUCUGAGAGCGGGGGAGAUGCUUAUGAUGAUGGAUAUGAGGAAGACCCGAAUGACCCACAUCGGGCAGAGCUGCUGAAUGCAGUGGUGAAGGUGUAUUGCAAGCACACAGAGCCAAACUUUUCACUGCCUUGGCAAAAGAAGCGUCAGUUUUCAUCAACGAGCAGUGGCUUCAUGGUGUCAGAUGGCCCAGAAAAACGGCCCUGGGUUCUCACUAAUGCCCACUCUGUUGCAUACCAUUCACAGGUUCAAGUGAAGCGAAGGGACACAGAGAAAAAAUUUAUUGCCCGCGUGCUUGCAGUUGGGACAGACUGUGACGUGGCACUCUUGAUGGUAGAUGACAAAGAGUUUUGGAAGGGUGUGGAGCCAUUGCCAUUGGGAAGCCUCCCCAAGCUACAGGACUAUGUCACGGUGGUUGGUUAUCCAGUUGGUGGGGAUUCACUGUCUGUGACUGCAGGAGUGGUGUCACGGAUAGAGGUGACCCAUUUCUGCCAUGGCAGCUGCGAUUUGCUGGGCGUGCAGAUUGAUGCGGCCAUAAACAGCGGAAACUCUGGCGGACCAGUAUUUAGCGAAGCUGGGUAUUGUGUCGGGAUUGCCUUCCAGUCAUAUGCCGGCAGCGAUGCUGAGAACAUUGGGUAUGUCAUUCCCACUCCAGUGAUAAGGCAUUUUCUGCAGGACUAUUCCCGGAAUAAAAAGGUCACAGGUUUCCCCGCCCUGGGGAUAACUUACCAGCGUCUUGACGCCAAGGAUAUCAGAGAGUCGUGUGGUCUGAAGGAGGGACAGAGUGGGGUGAUGGUCAGGAGUGUGAACCCCACUUCGAAUUCUUUUGGGGUUUUGGAGGUUGGUGAUGUGCUCAUGGAGUUCGAUGGCGUCAAGAUAGCCUGUGAUGGAACUGUGCCCUUCAGGACAUCGGAGAGGAUAAUGUUCACAUUCCUUGUGGCAAACAAGUUUGUAGGGAACAUGGCAGACCUUCUAGUGUUGCGUGAUGGGACCCCCACAAGGCUACAAUUCGAGUUGGGCAGACCACAGGCUCUGGUCCCCUCCCAUCUGAACGGUAAAAAUCCAUCCUACUUCGUUGUGGCAGGGUGUGUUUUCACAUCCCUGAGCGAACCAUACUUGGCCAACGAAUUUGGGAUGGACUAUGCAACAGAAUCGCCAGUCAAGCUGCUUGAAAAGGUGUAUUUUGGGAUUCCCAAAAAGAAAGGACAUCAAGUGGUGUUGCUGUCGCAAGUGCUGGCAAAUGAGGCAACAGUGGGAUAUGAAGACAUGGAGAAUGUACCAGUCGUCGCGUUCAACGGCACUCCUGUGGAGAACCUGUGCCACCUCUCGGAAAUGGUGGUGAACUGCAAGGAGAAGUACAUGACCUUUGACCUGGAGUACCACCAGGUUAUCGUCCUUGCAACAGAGGCUGCCAAGGCUGCAACGGAUGUGGUCCUGGAGGAGUACAGCAUACCCAACAUGGCUUCUCCAGACGUCAGGGAGCAUCUGGAGAAAGAGAAAGCAGGGUCAGGAAAGAGAAAACUCAGUGAGAGGCCCUCAGGGGCCAUUCGAUUGUGA
Messenger RNA from Ostreobium quekettii, 1785 nucleotides. The record is from the annotation of a GenBank genome assembly. NCBI's taxonomy places the organism in Eukaryota, Viridiplantae, Chlorophyta, Ulvophyceae, Bryopsidales, Ostreobiaceae.